Molecule: messenger RNA, 861 nt
Organism: Psammomys obesus (fat sand rat)
Lineage: Eukaryota; Metazoa; Chordata; Mammalia; Rodentia; Muridae
Product: T-box transcription factor TBX2
Exons: 6
Biological process (GO): regulation of transcription by RNA polymerase II; cell fate specification; positive regulation of DNA-templated transcription
Cellular component (GO): nucleus
Molecular function (GO): DNA-binding transcription factor activity, RNA polymerase II-specific; RNA polymerase II cis-regulatory region sequence-specific DNA binding
Source: RefSeq, a predicted model, not a curated record
CAUCUGCGCUCGCUCAAGAGCUUGGAGCCGGCCGACGAGGUGGAGGACGACCCCAAGGUGACGCUGGAGGCCAAGGAGCUGUGGGACCAGUUCCACAAGCUGGGCACCGAGAUGGUCAUCACCAAGUCCGGGAGGCGGAUGUUCCCCCCCUUCAAGGUGCGAGUCAGCGGCCUGGACAAGAAGGCCAAGUACAUCCUGCUGAUGGACAUCGUGGCUGCGGACGACUGUCGCUACAAGUUUCACAACUCACGGUGGAUGGUGGCAGGCAAGGCUGACCCGGAGAUGCCCAAACGAAUGUACAUCCACCCGGACAGUCCGGCCACGGGCGAGCAGUGGAUGGCCAAGCCCGUGGCCUUCCACAAGCUGAAGCUGACCAACAACAUUUCCGACAAGCACGGCUUUACGAUCCUGAACUCCAUGCACAAGUACCAGCCUCGUUUCCACAUCGUCCGAGCCAACGACAUCCUCAAGCUGCCCUACAGCACCUUCCGCACCUACGUCUUCCCGGAGACCGACUUCAUCGCCGUCACUGCCUACCAGAACGACAAGAUCACGCAGCUGAAGAUCGAUAACAACCCGUUCGCCAAGGGUUUCCGGGACACCGGGAACGGCCGUCGGGAGAAGAGGAAGCAGCUCACGCUGCCGACCCUGCGCCUGUACGAGGAGCACUGCAAGCCGGAGCGGGACGGCGCCGACUCCGACGCCUCGUCCUGCGAGCCCCCGGCCGCGCGCGAGCCGCCGCCCUCCCCCGGCGCCGCGCCCAGCCCCCUGCGCCUGCCCCGGGCGCGAGCCGAGGAGAAGCCGUGCGCGGCCGACAGCGACGCCGAGCCCGAGCGCCCCGGCGAGGAGCGCGCCGCCGCC